This is a messenger RNA of Conger conger (European conger), 3522 nucleotides long. RefSeq names its product gastrula zinc finger protein XlCGF26.1. The coding region runs from base 115 to 2307 and encodes 730 amino acids. The record is from RefSeq and is a predicted model, not a curated record. Gene Ontology annotation, molecular function: RNA polymerase II cis-regulatory region sequence-specific DNA binding; DNA-binding transcription factor activity. Lineage: Eukaryota; Metazoa; Chordata; Actinopteri; Anguilliformes; Congridae. Gene Ontology annotation, biological process: regulation of transcription by RNA polymerase II. The transcript is spliced from 7 exons.
UUAUACAACUGGAGACGGUACACAUUGUCAGUGGUGAAUUUCUUAUUUUUGGAAUUACUGCCUAUUAAAAUAAUCGCAAGGUCAUUACAGACGAUUAUAUGUGUGAAGACCAACAUGGUUUAUGCCUUCACCAAUGAAAUGGGCAUGAAGGAAAAGUUAAUGACGUGUGCAUUUAGAAUGGGGAUCUCCAAGCUUUUUUCACAAAUGAACGUGGCCGAGAGCUACGCAUGUAAUUUACAGCUGGUAAUCGAGGUUCUCCUCAGGAGGGGGGGGGACUACUCCGAUAUGGAAGCCAUCAAGGUGUUCAGCGGUGUGGCGGAAUGCUGGGCCCUGUGCCGGGCGCAACUAGCCUCUGUCAUAGAGCUACUGGCUCAAGAGGCCAUGAGAAAAAUCUGUGACCUCGCCAUUGACGAAUCAAAGGUUUUGCGUCUGGAAGUGACUAAGAGUCUAAAUGAGAUUGGAACUCUCAAGAGGAAAUUGGAGCUGAUGGACAAAGAGCUGAGUAUUGUGCAGCCAGGUGCAGCAGGAGACAGACCCUUAAAAACCCAUUCUGUUGGAGUGCAGGAUGCCUGUGAAUUAAGAGCAACGGAAACAGAGGAGCCACAGUCUGCCGUUGUCAGCUUGUGUGCUGAUGCAGUCCCCACAGUCGUGGAAGAGGAAUUCACUCCAUUGGACCAUGUCGUCAUGAUAGCAGAGCCUUCUAAAGUGGACAACAGGAUUGAGUCCGUAAUUAUUAAGGAGGAACGGCUUGAAGAGGAUUUGGAGAGCCAUCCUCUGGAGGGGAGACUGGGCUCCAGUAAAGAGGUGGAGCCACAGUCUGCCGUUGUCAGCUUGUGUGCUGAUGCAGUCCCCACAGUCGUGGAAGAGGAAUUCACUCCAUUGGACCAUGUCGUCAUGAUAGCAGAGCCUUCUAAAGUGGACAACAGGAUUGAGUCCGUAAUUAUUAAGGAGGAACGGCUUGAAGAGGAUUUGGAGAGCCAUCCUCUGGAGGGGAGACUGGGCUCCAGUAAAGAGGGGCCUACUGUGCUUGCCGCUGCUGCAGAGAAAGCUCCUGUUGCGUAUCAGAACUGUGUGGAGGAAAUCAGCUUGCAUAGCGAAGGCCUUGCCUGUGCAGAAGGACAGCCCAUGCCAGCCAGGCCUGGUGACAACGGGAGCCUACUCAACGGCAAGUGUUUCAAGAAACGAAACGACACAAAGAGCCGCAGAAGAGGUGAUGCCAACGGCGAAAAACCACUCAUCUGCACCCACUGUAAGAAGAGCUUUGCUACACUGCUGGAUCUGAAGACACACCGGCUUGGCCACUCUGCUGAGCGACCUUACAGCUGUACAGCGUGUGGGAAGAGCUUCACGCUGCAGUGCAGACUCAGACUGCACAUGCGCACUCACACCGGGGAGAAACCGUUCUGCUGUGAUGUUUGCGGCAAGACUUUUAGACGCGCUUACGAUCUGAAAAAGCACCAGAUAGUCCACACUGGAGAAAGGGCGUUCAGCUGUCAGCUUUGCGGGAAGAGUUUCACAAUCGAGGGCAACCUUCAUAGGCAUCAGCGAAUUCACACCGGCGAGAAACCGUUUCUCUGCACUUUAUGCGGGAAGAGUUUCAAUCAAGCCGGCACUCUUCAGUCCCACAAGCGAAUUCACACGGGCGAGAAACCGUACGUCUGCGCGACGUGUGGGAAGAGAUUCAGUCUGAAAAGCAGAGUUAAGGCGCACCAGCAGGUGCACGGCGGAGGCAAGGCGCAUGCGUGCGUGGUGUGUGGAAAGGGCUUCGGCACGGCGGGUCCCCUCCGGACUCACCUGCUGACCCACGCGGGAGAGAACCCCUGCACGUGUGCCCGGUGCGGAGAGACGCUGACCUCUCUCAGGAGUCACGAGCAGUGCCACGCCGGGCUCAAAGCUUUCGUUUGUGUCGUCUGCGGGAAAAGCUUCAGGACUACGGGGUCCCUCAAAAUUCACGAGAAAACCCACUCUGCCGGCAAGCGAUUCAGCUGCCAGUUGUGUGGCAAAACUUUCACUCAGCGGAGUAGCCUUAACACGCACCAAUAUAUCCAUACGGGUGAAAAGCCCUUCAGCUGUGACAUGUGUGGAAAGAGCUUCCGAAUUGUGGGCAAUCUUAACAGACACCGACGGAUACACACUGGAGAGAAGCCGUAUCACUGUUUUCAGUGUGGGAAGAGUUUUAAUCAAGUGGACAGCCUUAAAGCCCACGAACUAAUUCACACAGGAGAGAAACCAUACGUGUGCGAUAAAUGUGGAAAACGUUUUGCUCACCUGAGGAAUCUUAAAGGCCACAAGUGUGUGUUUGGCUGAAUGAGCUCCUGUCAUGUUCCCUGUUGUGUUUGAGGUUUUCUCGUCCAAUAAUAAGAUUAAUUCAUAUUUCAAUGUAAUGGUCCAAUUAAUAUUUGCAUCUAAAGCAGUAAAGGCCAUUCCGGCUUGCACACAUUGGACCAUGACAUUGUGUUUUUGUACGUGAAGGGACAUCAAUCAAGAAUCAUUUGAAAAGAGGCCUACUGAUUCCACACGUUGAGUUUGAGCAUGAAUGGAGAAGCGGUAUAUAUUAUCAGUAUCUUAUGUAGGUACCUGAUUUUAAGUAAGGUAAGUGAUUUUAAGUAAGAUACCGAUGAGUGUUCCAGUAUGGGUUUGAGAUUGGGUCUGGAUUUUCCAGAACCUGGAAAAAAUCUACAGCUAACACAAGAAAAUGAAUCCAUGCUACAUUAUGUAGCCUUCAGCUUGGUGGUGGGACGUGUUCAGUUAACAUAUCUGAUUAGGUUUCUCACCUUUAAUUAUCUGAAGUAUAUUUGUGAGGACCAAGAAGUUACUUCUUUGUUCCUACUAUAAAAACAUGGCAGUUUAUACCACACCACAGAAAUGUUAACGAGAACUUGCUUCAUCAUCUUCAGUAGUUUUGCCAUUGGGUUGAAAAUGUAACAUGGUCACGUACUCACUUGAAAUUAGAUUGCAGCUCCACCAGCCCAGAACAGAGAUAGAAUUCAAGUGGCUCCAGGCUAACUUUUCUCCUCAGCUCCAGAAUCUGUAUCUGGAGAGCAGACUAAGGUGCAGUCAUUACAUUACAUUACAUUAAUGGCAUUUGGCAGACGCUCUUAUCCAGAGCGACGUACAACAAAGUGCAUAAGUGCAUUCACUGCCAAUGCAACGCGUGAAGGUGCAUUUCAAGGCCAAAGAAGACACCCGUAGUCCUGAACUGCUUUACAUUACAAUUAUAGUACACCUUUUUUAAAUUCUGUGUAACAUUAAGUGAAUAAACACAUGCAUAAUGUGUUAUGACUAUACAAUGUGUUUCAUGUGUUGAUGUGUUUGUGUCCAAGAAUUAAAGGGGAACUCCAUUUGUGAUGAUUACUCCGCUUUAAGUGGUCAAAUACACAUUUGGAGAAAAUGUCAGAUGUCAAGGAUUGCCUUGGAAGUAAUGAAAGUAGGAAUGAGUCAGUGGACACGGCUUAUGUUUCAUAUAUUUUUGGAGCAAUUGUACAUCAAAUGAAUGGUGCUGUUAAAGAAGCACUGUCACGC